Messenger RNA from Aspergillus terreus NIH2624, 1416 nucleotides. RefSeq lists its product as uncharacterized. Bases 1 to 1416 code for a protein of 471 amino acids. The record is from RefSeq and is a predicted model, not a curated record. The transcript has 3 exons. NCBI's taxonomy places the organism in Eukaryota, Fungi, Ascomycota, Eurotiomycetes, Eurotiales, Aspergillaceae.
AUGGAGAAUCCCUUGAGUCUGUUGGGGUCCUCGACUGGCAAUCCUGUCCAAGAUCCCACCAAGGACGAGAUAUUCGAUCCUAAAGUGCAUCUCAAUUAUGUCCCUCCUGUAAAAAAGUUUACGAUGCAAGAUUUGGCCUUAAAACAAAGCGCGACAGCAUCCCCCAUUGCUGGAACGACACCUUUCCCAAUGUUGUCACCGAAAGGUGUCAGAGCUUACCGAAAAGCCCUGUUCCAGCAGGAUUUUAUAAACAAAUAUGCAAGCUCGCCAUUUCCGGGGACUCUAGUUCUCCGUGAUACCGUGAAGCACUCUCAAUUUAUCAGGGAUUUUUGGACACACUCUGAGACAAUGAAGAUUGUUUCUGAGGCAUGUGGUGUACCUUUGGAUGUGAUCAUGCCGACGGAAAUCGGGCAUACAAACAUUCAAGUCGAAGGGACGACUAUUUCAGAGAUGUGCAGUAACCUCAAGGUUGAGCCGUCGGUAGAGAAAUUGGAUUUGACUCCGGAAGAAAGAACUUACGACCCCUUGAAAGACAAAAGCUCUAUCAUCCCCUGGCACUACGACUCUUAUCCAUAUGUGUGUGUGUUGAUGUUGAGUGAGACUGAAGGGAUGGUCGGAGGAGAAACAUACAUAAGAAAGGGAGAUGGCGAAGCACAAAAGGUCAUUUCAGCUCUACCAUCGUGGGCGUAUCGUUCCAAGCUAAAUUGCGUACAGAUUGAGGGCCCUCAAAUUGGCCAUGCAGUGAUGCUCCAGGGAGGCGAGGUCGAACAUUUGGCUGCUCGCGCCAAAGGAGUCAAAGAACGCAUUUCUACCAUCACCUCAUACCGAUCAAAUGUGCCGAAUGUGUACGACUCCAGUUACCUGACUAAUGUUCGACCCUACGCCAACCUCAAAUCUCUAUAUCCAGAAUGGACUCAGUACCGCCUGCGGAAGCUGAGAGACGAGAUUACCCAGUAUCUCACUAAGAGUGAGAAUGAACCGGGCUUAUUCCAACAGGAGGAGGUACAAGACCUCAUUGAUCAGCAGGUUGAGUACUUGCAACGGACCUCUCGACAGAUGGUCUCACCUCAGUAUCAGAAGCAAAUCUUGGAAAAAUACGGUACAGCGGCUUACUAUGAUGUGUCCAGGAUAUGGGAAACCGUUCAAUGUCUAACAGAUUUCGAGAAAACUGCUUCCUUGGUGGAUCGAGAUCGACGAUGGAUGCCGCAGAGUACUUAUUGGGUAGAUCUUCAGAAGUCGAUCGAGACGAUUCGCAUGGGAAAGCCGCUUCGCAGUACAUUUGGAACCCACUUAUGGACCAAAACGAGGAAGUAUUAUAUGGGCGAUGAACUAUUACGACAAGGUCUAAAUGAGAUAUUUUUAGACUGGUUUGGAAGCUCGGGUCUGUGGGAUCUUUAUGUCAGGUGUUCAGCAUAG